AGCUCAAGCCUACACCAACCGAUCAUUUUCGGUUUUACCGAGCUGACAAGUAUGGGUCACGUUGAUACCGAGUGCAGAAGUUGGUUUUCUCCCGUCCUCUCCCCGAAAAAAGUGAUCCAUCGUUCCAGAAGUGUCAUAUGAGUCGUGCGGGAAUGAAGAAAAUGAUCGUACGUGCUUGGCACGCUCCGAGAGGCGCGUCGAGCUUCGUUCAGUGGCACUACAGCCGACGCUGCUACGCGUCGGCCAGCGUUUGGGCAUCGACGAAAACGACCGACUGGAACCGCGCCGUGUCGAAUGCGGAGAAGAUUGUCGGUUACCCAACGUCCUACUUCAGCCUCAGAUGCCUCCUCAAUGACGAGACGUCCAACAUCGCCUUCCACGUCCGUAAACUGAUCGGCACGAAUCACCCCGUCUUAAAGACGGCCAAGCGGCUGAUCUACAAUGGCCGCACCAACAUCCAGACAAGGGGCCUGAUCGUGCUGCUGCUGUCCAAAGCAGCGGGGCACCCGACCUGCCGACAAGACUGCCUCGAAGAGGAGCGGGUGGCGGGCAUCACCCAGCGGCAGCGGUCCCUCGCAGAAAUCACCGAGAUGAUCCACACGGCCCACCUGAUCCACCGGGGCGUCCUCAACCUGUCCAACGACCAGUUCCCAGAUGCCACCACCCUGAGGGACCUCCAGUUUGGCAACAAGAUCUCCGUCCUCACCGGGGAUUACCUGAUUGCAAACGCCAGCAAAUCUCUCACUGACCUCAAGAACUGCAAGGUGGUGGACCUGGUGGCCACAGCCAUCGGAGACUUCAUGCAGUCCGAGUUCCUGGGGGACCACGACCAGCAGGGCAACCCGAUCCCAGUGGCAGGCAUGACCAUCGGCCACUGGGAAGAGAAGCACUACCUCUCCACGGGGUCCCUCAUGUCCAACAGCUGCCAGGCCACGCUCGAGCUGGCCAGCCACGACGACCAGCUGCAGGAGCUCGGCUUCGAGUUCGGCAAGAGCAUCGGCCUGGCCUGGCAGGUCCACUCGGACCUGCAGCCGUUUGUGGACACAUACAGACACCCGCCCGGCAUUCCUUUUGUGCUCACGUCGGCACCCGUGGUGCUGCACUUGGAGGACGACGCCAGCUUGGUGGAAGAAAUCCGGAGGCACACGAGCAACGUUGAGAAAUUGGACUACCUCAAGCUGCACAGCAUCAUUGUGAACGGAGAGGGCAUCGAGAAGGCCAAGGCCCUGCUGGAGUCGUACACUUCGAGAGCCCUGGCCGUCCUCGACCAGAUCCCGCCUUCGGAGGCCACUGCCGCACUGCGCAACAUCGUGCAGGCGCUCCGCGAGUGAGCCGCCUCCGUACCGUGCCUUGGCCAACCCCGCGCAAGACCAAGCGGCUCGUGGAGCAACCAACGAGCGGCCAGUUCGCACACUUGCGACCGCUCACGGCCGCUUACGACCGCGCGCUUUAAAACCUCCCGUAGAGGGCACCAGGAUGCCAGUGUGUUCUCCGUCGUAAGGGAUCGCGAGAACUCGGUCGUAAGCAAACGCGAGUGCGCGAACAGGCCUUGACCAUCUCGGAUUCGGUCGGCUCGCCACUCGUCGACGGCUGCCACGAAGCCGCGGGGCGCAAUAAAUUAUUUUUAAGCGAGCGA
This is a messenger RNA of Ixodes scapularis (black-legged tick), 1636 nucleotides long. It is a transcript of the gene Pdss2, whose product is annotated as all trans-polyprenyl-diphosphate synthase PDSS2. The coding region runs from base 138 to 1331 and encodes 397 amino acids. The record is from RefSeq and is a predicted model, not a curated record. Gene Ontology annotation, biological process: isoprenoid biosynthetic process; ubiquinone biosynthetic process. Gene Ontology annotation, cellular component: transferase complex; mitochondrion. NCBI's taxonomy places the organism in Eukaryota, Metazoa, Arthropoda, Arachnida, Ixodida, Ixodidae. The transcript has 5 exons. Gene Ontology annotation, molecular function: prenyltransferase activity.